CUUAUUAAUGAGGUACCAACAGCUCCCUCCACCAAAUAAAUAUACCAGUCUUCCGAAAUAUUUCUAAUCAAUCACACACUGAACCAGUCAUGAAUCCUGCUAAAUCGUUUCUGAGAAUACUGCUGUUUCUCUUUCUUUCUCACUUCUCCUUGUCUACAGAUACCAUAACACAAGAUCACUUCAUCAAAGAUAACGAUGAGGUCUUAGUCUCUGAUGGCAAGACCUUUGCACUGGGAUUUUUCAGCCCUGCCACUUCCAGGAAUCGAUAUGUCGGCAUCUGGUAUUAUCAGAUUCCGGGGAACAUAGUUGUUUGGGUGGCCAACAGAAACAAUCCCAUUAAAGAUAACUCUGGGAUCCUCUCGGUCGACAGUCGAGGCAAUCUUGCGCUGUUCCAGAGAAACCAAACGCUUCCAGUCUGGUCUACAAACAUCUCCAUGGCAGGCAGUAGGGACUCCGUUGCUCAAAUUUUGGAUACGGGAAAUCUUGUUUUGCUUCAGAGUGAUGCCAGAAAGGACAUAUUGUGGCAGAGUUUUGAUUAUCCUACAAAUACUUGGCUUUCUUUUCAGAGCCUUGGGGUGAAUGUCCGAACCGGUGUGAACAGAGUAUAUACGUCUUGGAAUUCGCCAGAUGACCCUGGGGUUGGAAACUAUUCCCUCAGGAUGAACCCCAGCGGGUUUCCUCAAAUGUUUUUGUACCAAGGGUCGACACCUUUGUGGCGAAGCGGGACAUGGACAGGGCAAAGAUGGAAUGGUAUACCUGAAAUGACCAAAAACUUCAUAUUUAACGACACUUUUGUCAAUACCGAUGACGAAGUAUCAUUCUCAUCCGAUGUGAGAAAUGCCUCCAUCAUAUCAAGAGCGGUAGUGAACGAAACAGGAGUUUUUCAAAGAUUAACAUGGAACAACGAAGCGCAACGUUGGAUUGACUUUUAUUCGGCUCCAAAGGAAAGUUGUGAUUUUUACGGGCACUGCGGGCCAAAUGCUUACUGUAAGCCUGACAUCACGGGUGAUUUCGAGUGUUCGUGUUUCCCUGGAUUCGAACCCAAAUUACCCCAAGCGUGGUCUAUAAGAGAUGGGGCAGCAGGAUGCGUAAGGAAGAGUGCUGUCUCCUUGUGUGGAAACAAAGAAGGGUUCAUCAAGGUUCCACAGGUGAAGGUGCCAGACACUUCGGUGGCACAUGUAGACAUGACUAUAGACUUGAAGCAAUGCAAGGAAAAGUGCUCGAGGAAUUGUUCAUGCAUGGCUUAUGCUAGUGCAUACUCUGAUAUCGACAGAGGGAUUGGCUGCUUGGCAUGGCAUGGAGAUUUGGUGGAUGCGAGGACAUAUACCCAUACGGGACAAGAUCUAUACAUACGAGUCGAUAAAGACGAGUUAGCUCGGCAUACAAAGAAAGGUUUACUUCAGAAGAAGGCAGUGCCUGCGGUUAUCAUAGUUUCUUUAGCUGUAGCGUUUCUCAUUCUCGUGGCCCUUUUGCGUUGCUUUGUAAGACGACAGAAAAGAACAGCAAGAAUAAGAAACAACGAAGAUAUGUUCAGCUUAGCCACAUUCGAAGAUUCUUUAGGUGUAAAGGAGAUUGACGAGACAAGAAGAAAUGGAGAUUUACCAUUCUUUCAUUUGAGCACCAUUGCUUCUGCCACUAGUAACUUCUCUUCUGAUAACAAACUUGGACAAGGUGGCUUUGGCCCCGUUUACAAGGGUGUUCUGUUAAAUGGAAAAGAGAUUGCAGUGAAAAGGCUAUCAAAGUACUCAGGGCAGGGAGUAGAAGAGUUUAAGAAUGAAAUAAUGCUAAUUGCAAAACUUCAGCACAGGAAUCUCGUAAGGAUGCUGGGAUGUUGCAUUGAGGGUGAAGAGAAGAUGUUAAUCUAUGAGUUCUUGCCUAAUAAAAGCUUAGACUCUAUUAUUUUCGAUGAAUCGAAAAGAUCAUUGUUGGAUUGGACAAAGCGUUUAGAAAUUAUCUGUGGAAUUGCUCGAGGAAUGUUGUAUCUUCAUCAAGAUUCCAGGUUAAGAGUCAUUCACAGAGAUUUGAAAGCGAGCAAUGUCUUACUAGAUGCUACAAUGAAUCCCAAAAUUUCAGAUUUUGGCAUGGCUAGAAUUUUUGGAGGAGAUCAAACCGAAGGAGAUACCAAACGUGUGGUUGGAACAUACGGUUACAUGUCGCCGGAGUAUGCAAUGCAUGGUCACUUCUCGAUGAAAUCCGAUGUCUAUAGCUUUGGAGUCCUGCUAUUAGAGAUCAUCACCGGAAAAAAGAACAGCAGUUAUGUUCCUGAUAGUCCGUCUUUGAAUCUGGUCGGACAUGUUUGGGAGUUAUGGAAAGAAGACAAAGCCAUGGAAGUUGUUGACUUGGCAUUAGGGGGUUCAUAUUCUAAUGAAGAAGUUUUGAAAUGCAUUCGAAUUGGGCUGUUGUCCGUUCAAGAACAUGCAACACAUCGACCAACGAUGUCCACAGUUGUUUCUAUGUUAUGUAACGAAACAACUCUUCCUUCUCCGGAACAACCUGCAUUUAUAGAGCAGAAGAUUCACAAAGGAGACGAGAGAUCGAGUAGGGAAGGAGCCAACUCCGUAAAUGGUGUGACAAUCACUAUGGUUCUAGGUCGAUAG
Hibiscus syriacus is the source of this 2597-nucleotide messenger RNA. Its product is annotated as G-type lectin S-receptor-like serine/threonine-protein kinase RKS1. Gene Ontology annotation, biological process: protein phosphorylation; recognition of pollen. The transcript has 7 exons. Gene Ontology annotation, molecular function: protein serine/threonine kinase activity; ATP binding. The record is from RefSeq and is a predicted model, not a curated record. Lineage: Eukaryota; Viridiplantae; Streptophyta; Magnoliopsida; Malvales; Malvaceae. The coding region runs from base 90 to 2597 and encodes 835 amino acids.